AUGACGGAUGGCAUUCUCCUUCGUGAGAUUCAGGCGGACCCGGAGCUUUCACACUAUCGCUGUUUGCUGCUUGACGAGGCUCACGAGCGAACGCUUCACGGCGACGUACUUUUUGGCCUUUUAAAGGACAUCGUUAGGAAGAGGAAAAAACCCUUGAAUAUUGUUGUCAUGUCAGCCACACUGAACGCAGAGCACUUCUCUAAGUUUUGGUGGAAUGCCCCCAUCGGUGUCGUUCAUGGUCGGUCAUACCCUGUCACUAUUUUCCACACGGUGGAGCCCCAAGCAGACUACGUUGAGGCCGCCGUGAGCACAAUUCUGCAAAUUCACGAAAAGGAAGAAGCUGGGGAUGUGUUGUGUUUUCUAACUGGGCAAGAAGAAAUUGAGGAUGCCAAGCGUAUCCUGGAACGACGAAUGAAGCUGAUGCCGAGCACCCUUCAAGACCUUGUGGUACUGACGCUUUAUUCUGCUAUGCCCUACGAACAACAACUACGUGUCUUUGAGCCGCCGCUACCGGGCAAACGCAGGGUAAUUGUGGCAACAAACAUUGCAGAGACGUCCAUUACUGUGGAGGGUAUUAAGUACGUCGUGGACAGUGGGGUAGUGAAGGCAAAGUACUUCAGCAGCAAAACUGGGAUGGAGUUGCUGUCUGAAGUAGACGUUAGUAAAGCUCAAGCGACACAGCGUACAGGACGAGCCGGACGUAUGACGGCUGGCAAGUGCUUCCGUCUCUACACCGCGCAGGCGUUUGAGUCGUUGGCGGAAAAUACCGUGCCUGAGAUUCAACGGAGCUCACUCAUCAGUGUCGUACUGCAAAUGAAGAGCCUCCGAAUCGACCGCAUUAUGGACUUUGAAUUUAUGGAUGCCCCAGACCCCAAGGCCGUGGUGAAAGCAGAAGAGACCUUGAUGCUUCUUGGUGCAUUGGAUCGUCACGGUCACAUCACUCGUCUUGGACAACGCCUGGUUGAUUUUCCCAUUGAGCCCAUAGCUGCCAUAGUGUUAUUGGCAGGGAAAGCUUUGGGCAUCGAGCGCGACGCCACAAUUGCUGUUGCCAUGACAUGCACGGAGAAUCUUUUUGUUACCUCUCGUGAGGCGAAGGAUGGAGCUGAUCGAUGCAAGGCUGCCUUUGCCAGGUCCGCAGGUGAUCAUGCGACGCUGCUUAGCAUCUAUUACGCCUACAAGCGUGUCCCAAAGGAGCAACGAAAGAUGUGGUGUGAGUCAAACGCGCUUAAUCAGAAUCAGAUGCUAAAGGCGGAGGAUGUCAUGACACAACUAGCGGCGAUUCUUAAUGAACACAGUGAUGAGGUACUGCUGUCAACAUUUCUGCGGAGACUCCCACGUGCGGAGGAUAAGGAUACCGCUUUCCAGCGCAAGCGUACCCGUGACAGUGUUAAUGCUGUGGUAAAGGAAGAUGAGGAAUCCCAACAUAUGAAUGGACAGGCAUUAAAUACGGUGAAGUUACGCGAUUUUGAGCUUCUUCGACGAGCGCUCUGCUACGGGCUUUCGCUUAAUGCCGCUUUUUUUAACGCGAAGAUUGGCAACUAUCAGACGGUGAUGGGCCAGCAAGUGGUGCAUCUGCAUCCAUCAUCAGUCCUUUUUGCUCAGCGCAAAAAGCCUGCACUGGUGGUUUUUAACAGCGUGGUGCGCACAACGAGGCAGUACAUAAAAGAUGUUUCUGUGGUGCAGGAGGAGUGGCUUCGCGACGCAGCCUCUUUUUUGAGGCCUGUACAGUGA
Messenger RNA from Trypanosoma rangeli, 1731 nucleotides. Its product is annotated as putative RNA helicase. Gene Ontology annotation, biological process: positive regulation of transcription by RNA polymerase I. The transcript has a single exon. The coding region runs from base 1 to 1731 and encodes 576 amino acids. Gene Ontology annotation, molecular function: RNA binding. NCBI's taxonomy places the organism in Eukaryota, Euglenozoa, Kinetoplastea, Trypanosomatida, Trypanosomatidae. The record is from RefSeq and is a predicted model, not a curated record. Gene Ontology annotation, cellular component: intracellular anatomical structure; nucleolus.